AUGUAUUCAAGGAGUGAAGAGGAGCACGCCCAUAAUGGUAGGACUGUUUUGGAGACCCUUAGAAGCAAUAAGUUGUAUGCCAAAUUUUCUAAUUGUGAGUUUUGGUUGGAACAAGUUGCACUUUUAGGUCAUUACAUUCCUAAGGAGGGUGUUUCUAUGGAUCAUGCAAAGAUCAAUGCAGUUAGUGAGUGGCCUACUCCUAAAAAUGUGACCGAUGUUAGAAGCUUUUUGGGGUUGGCUGGGUAUUAUAGGAGGUUUGUCAAAGACUUUUCCAAGAUAGCCAGACCUAUGACCACCUUGAUGAAAAAGGAGACCAAAUUUGUGUGGGAUGAAAAGUGCGAAUUAGUUUUUCAAACCCUCAAAGACCAGUUGACUACCGCGCUAGUGUUAGCAUUGCCCAAUGGAAGUGAGGGAUUCGAGGUGUAUAGUGAUGCCUCGAAACAUGGAUUGUACCACGAGGGAAAGGCAAAUGUCGUUGCAAAUGCCCUUAGUAGGAAGUCGAGUCACAGUGUUAACGCCUUAGUGGUUGCCGAUGACUUAUGCGAAGAUAUAAAGAAGUUGAACCUUUAA
Chenopodium quinoa (quinoa) is the source of this 570-nucleotide messenger RNA. RefSeq lists its product as uncharacterized. Bases 1 to 570 code for a protein of 189 amino acids. Lineage: Eukaryota; Viridiplantae; Streptophyta; Magnoliopsida; Caryophyllales; Amaranthaceae. The transcript is spliced from 2 exons. The record is from RefSeq and is a predicted model, not a curated record.